CAGGACUAUAAUAGUUCUGUAAUAUAAUAUUUAAUCGGAAAAAGUAAGGCCAUGGCUUCUGUCAAAGAGAAAGCAAUAAUACUGUUUUGGGCGGUUUGCUUGCACGUGGACACAGGUUCAGGGUCAUGCGUGGACCUGGAUGUGACCGGCUGCCGGACCAACCCACAACUCUGUCAAGAUCCCCUUCUUGCAGAGGUCACUUGUCCCGUUAUGUGUAACAGAUGCCCAACUGUUCCACAAACGACACCAUCUGCAUCAUCAGGCUCCCUCGAAUGUUACAGUUGUCAGAAUAUAAAGACACCAUCAACAUGCAACCAGACCCAGAUGUGUAGCUCGGGACAGUCAUGCUUUAUGGAAACAACAGAUACGGUGCAUGGUGUUUUAUAUCACACGGGAUGUCUCAGCAACAACAUGUGCACACCACCGGGAUAUGAGCAUGGGAUCGUCGGUCGCUCCACUGAAAAACGACAACGAACAUCCUGCCAUGAAUGUUGCUUUGGAAAUUUAUGUAACGAUCAUUUGUGCACAAGCAGCAAAUAUGACUGCAGUGAUGUGUUAAGAUCGGGUCUUUCGCGCGGGUCGGGUGUUUACAGAAUCACGCCCUGGAAUAUGCACAAGGAAGUGGAGGUUUACUGUGAUAUGGAUACCGAGGGUGGGGGAUGGACGGUAUUCCAACGACGCUUGGAUGGGUCUGUGAACUUCAACAGGAACUUUUCGGACUACGAGCAGGGUUUUGGCUCCUUAGAUGGUGAAUUUUGGCUGGGUCUUAGUCUUCUUCACUCAAUGACAAGCCGGGCUAACAUGACAUUACGACUGGACAUGAGUUUCUCGAACGGAACUACGGGAUUUGACGAGUACUCGGGCUUCUAUAUUUCGCCACCAGAAGGGUACAACGUUAACGUUGACAAGAGGAUCAACUCAGCCGGAAUGUCGGAUACCUCUUUAUUCUCCGACCACAGUACCCCGUGGGAUACAAACCACCGUCCGUUUGCAACAUACGACAGGGACGUGAACGACUGUUCUAGAAUCUCCGGAGGAGGCUGGUGGUUCAAUAGAUGCUCGAACAGUAACCUGAAUGCCCCGUACAACACUAAUGCUUUGUUUUACAAUACAAUGUACCCAGGAAACCCGAAGACGACAAAAAUGAUGCUACGAUUGAGUUAUUAAGAUUUGACCGGUGUAUUGUAUGCAUUAAAUAAAACAAAUAUUAUUCA
Mya arenaria is the source of this 1214-nucleotide messenger RNA. RefSeq names its product fibrinogen-like protein A. The coding region runs from base 52 to 1167 and encodes 371 amino acids. The record is from RefSeq and is a predicted model, not a curated record. The transcript has 10 exons. Lineage: Eukaryota; Metazoa; Mollusca; Bivalvia; Myida; Myidae.